This is a messenger RNA of Trichomycterus rosablanca, 2878 nucleotides long. It is a transcript of the gene gps2, whose product is annotated as G protein pathway suppressor 2. Gene Ontology annotation, molecular function: transcription coregulator activity. Bases 399 to 1562 code for a protein of 387 amino acids. The transcript is spliced from 11 exons. NCBI's taxonomy places the organism in Eukaryota, Metazoa, Chordata, Actinopteri, Siluriformes, Trichomycteridae. Gene Ontology annotation, biological process: regulation of transcription by RNA polymerase II. Gene Ontology annotation, cellular component: transcription regulator complex. The record is from RefSeq and is a predicted model, not a curated record.
UGGAUCGUCCUACAGAGUAUCCUGGUCCAUCUACAGUAUUUCACAGGUAAAUAAUGUUCACCUGCCCAGCCAUCCACCUGAUCUCAGAGAAAACAGGAUUGCUCGAACCAGUAACCUUUUCCAUUGGUCUGAUGUCCAGUUCUGAUGCCCACUGUACAACCUGUCUGUGGUUGUAAUUCAUGUAAUUGUCUUGUAGUCAUUCUGGGAUUGCAUGUGGGUAAUUAAAUUUCCUCUCAGCAUCAGCCGACACAGAGAAACUAUUAGCUGUAAUCAAUCAUCAUGAGUAAAAAGGAAUAAAAUGGUCAUGUUACAAAAUUAAAUGCAAACAAAUAUGCUCUUUUAGACUCCGGUCACAGGAGGCAUCAUCAGGUAUUAAAAUAACAUGAGUGAACAAUUUAAUGUUGUGCCAGAUACUUUUAGAUGUUGGUCUGUAUUUAAUGGCUUUAUUUCUUACGAAUGUGUCUCUUCGGGAUGUCUCCCCUCAGCUGGCCCGGCCGAUACCCCCCAUCAUGCCCGCUCUACUGGAGAGGCCUAAACUAUCCAACGCCAUGGCGCGUGCCCUACACAAACACAUUAUGAGGGAAAGAGAAAAGAAAAGACAGGAGGAGGAAGAGGUGGAUAAAAUGAUGGAGCAGAAGCUGAAGGAGGAAGAGGAGAGGAAGAGGAAGAAGGAGAUGGAGGAGAGGAUGUCCUUAGAGGAAACCAAAGAGCAGAUCAUGAAGAUGGGUGAGAAGCUGCAGGGUCUACAGGAGGAGAAACACCAGCUCUUCCUACAGCUGAAAAAAGUUCUGCAUGAGGAGGAGAAGCGCAGGAGGAAAGAACAGAGUGAUAUGACGACUCUCACCUCAGCUACAUAUCAGCCCAGCAUGGCCGUCCACUCCAGUCAGCACUUACUCAGCAUGCAGCCGGGUUCUGUUUCUCAUGCUCGCUCUGCUGUUCUGUUUGGAGAGCGCAGUAAACAGCUCUUCCAGUCACCCGUCAUUUCUGGUCGCCAUUUCUCCUCUCAGCCCGGGUAUGGUGCAGUUGUUUCUGAGCAUGCUCAGUUUGGAGUUCAGCCGAGUCACAGCUCAUUCGGGUCGCAGCCCCAACACGCAGCAGCCUUUAACCCCGGCCAGUCAGCAGCGGCCACCUACAGCAGCCCCGCCCACAUGCGAGGUGCACCAGCGUUCCAGACCAUGCAGUACCUGCCUCAUCAACAGCUGGGAUACACAGUUAACACUCACUACACCUCUCAGCAAGGUUUCAUGCCCGCUGCUGGAAUCCCCCUGCAGAAGCAGUUGGAACACGCCAACCAGCAGUCAGGCUUCACUGAUUCAAGUGCACUGAGGCCCAUGCACCCCCAAGCCCUCCAUGCCAGCGCUGCAGGUUUGCUGCCCACCCCCACCAUCACAGUGCAGAUCCCCUCUGCCAAGGCUGGCUUGCCAUACCCCCCACCAGCCAGGCCUGCAUCACCUGGAUCCUUCCCUCAACACGCUGCUUCAUUUCAGAGCUCACCUCAGCCACAGCGCCACGCCUACCUCUCCCACCAAUCAGGACAGAGGUUCUAUCACCAUGGCAAAUAAUCAGCCAAUCAGGUGCUCAGUGUAGGGAACAGUGGUUCAGUCUGGGUUCACUAACAUCACACACACACACACACACACAGUUAUGCUCGUAAAGCUGAGAAUGUGUACGUUUAUUAUAAUAAGCUGUUAUUAUCAGUAUAAUCAGUUUAAUCAGAUAUUCAUAUCAUAGCUUUGCACACACACAUACAUUCAGUAUGAUAUAUACAUUUCUAUAUUAUACACACACACACGUAUAUAUCACACACACACACUCAGAAAGAGAGAGAGCGCUCCACAUAUCACUGCUCCCUCGCUAUACUGCUAAAUUAAUUUCACCAGUUAUUCCAGAUUCUUUAUGAUGGGAAACGUGCACACCUUCAAACCUCACUGUAUGAUGUCACAGCUGUGAUGUCAUCAUAAGGGUCAUAUGGCCUGUAGAUCAGGAGACUGGGCAGAAAUAACAAAACGUAGAUCAUUGGUACAUAUUUUAGUAAUGUUACUACUUUUUUAUAAAGUCCAGAGUGCAGAGUCGGAUGUAUCGUACACGCCGUGUUUUCUGAUGAUAAACUAGAUGUAGAAGCACUCAGAUCUCGGUUAUUAAUCAGGAAAUUCUCUGACUUGUCAUGAAGGCCUGGCAUGAUGACAAACAAUCUCCUUUUUCUACCCAAGUUGGACGUUUGCACUGUGGCGACCGCAGGGAGGCUGUAGAGCGGAUUUUACUACACGUGGUUACGACAGUGUUAUUAUUUACACUCUGUUGCGUUCAGGUUAAAGUCGUUUGUUUGGUUUCUGCUCAGUGUUGUGAGUGAAAGCUGGUGCAGGUUCAGAGCUCUUUCUGAUUGAUCUGUUUUUAUUAAAGGCAAAAUAAUUCUGACAAUAAAAUAUACAACAUCAGAAAAUCUGACCCACCACUGCACCCCUGCAGUAUGACAUCACUGAUGUGACAUCACACAGAGGUUCAGUUUCCCCCCCAUUCAGUAGUUGUGACUCACUGCUGCACUAUGGAGGACUGAACACACACACACACACACACACACACACACACACACACUUACUGUUGUACAGAAUACAAACACAUUAAUGCGCAUCAUGAAUCCGCUCACUUCUGUAACUCAUUAUAAUCUGCUUCUGCUAAGUUUUAUUUUUACUGAUAAAUCUUUAAACUGGCUCUCAGGGUUUGUUGUGUAAAUACUGAAAUCCUCCCCAACACACUCUCACACACACACACGGCUAUGAUCACGGUGGGGUAAAAUAUUUUCCUAAAACGGCUAAAUGUGAAUAUUUUUGGAGAGAAUUUGCACUAGAACUGAUCUGAUAAUAAAUGAUCAUGAUUUAAA